This is a messenger RNA of Dromaius novaehollandiae (emu), 1853 nucleotides long. RefSeq names its product SMG9 nonsense mediated mRNA decay factor (gene SMG9). NCBI's taxonomy places the organism in Eukaryota, Metazoa, Chordata, Aves, Casuariiformes, Dromaiidae. The coding region runs from base 143 to 1705 and encodes 520 amino acids. The record is from RefSeq and is a predicted model, not a curated record. Gene Ontology annotation, biological process: nuclear-transcribed mRNA catabolic process, nonsense-mediated decay. The transcript has 14 exons.
CCCGCCCCUCCGCGCAUGCGCGCUCCUCCCGACGGCGGCCGCCGAGGUCCAGCCCGCGCCGCGCAGCCGCCGCCGCCGCCGCCCGGAUCCCUCCGCUGUUACCGGGGCGACGCCGCCUCCCGCCGCAGGCCCCCCCAGGCCGAUGUCGGAGUCGGGGCAGAGCCAGUCGGGCCCCGGGCGGCGCCGGUGGCCCCGCGACAAGGACCCGCCCCCGGCCCCGCCCCCGGCCCCGCCCCCCGCCGCCGCCGCCGCCCCGCCCCCUCCCGCCGCCGCCGCCGUGGCCCCGCCCCCGCCGCCGGCCCCGCCCCGCGACGCUGCCGCUGCCGCCGCCCCCUGGGAGCGCAGGGAGGCGGGGGAGGAGCCGGGGGGCGGAGUCAUGCAGAAGACGCCAAUCAUCCUGGCCAAGCCGCCGGGGGAGCGGGCCAAGGCCGGGGCGGGGCCGGGGGCGGGGCCGCCCCCCCCCGCGGCGGGGCCGGCCCCGCCCAUCGUGCUGAUGAAGGCGCGGGAGGAGGGGCGGGGCGGGGCCGGGGGGGAGGGGCCUGCGCUGGCCCCGCCCCGGGCGGAGCCCCGCCCCACCCAGCCCGUCUACCAGCUGCACAACCGGGGGCUGCCGGCCCCCCCCGGCACCCUGGACCCGGUGGCCGGCCAGGCGCGACUGGCGGCGCCCGAGAAGAUGAAGAGCAGCAUCAAACUGGUGGACGAGCAGAUGAACUGGUGCGACAGCGCCAUCGAGUUCCUGCUGGACCAGACGGACGUGCUGGUCGUGGGGGUCCUGGGGCUCCAGGGCACCGGGAAGUCGACGCUGAUGUCGCUGCUGGCGGCCAACCAGCCCGAGGAGGAUCCGCGGGCCUUCGUGUUCCGGCCGCAGAGCCCCGAGAUGAAGGAGCGCGGCGGCAACCAGACCUGUGGCAUCGACUUCUUCAUCACCCAGGAGCGCGUGGUCUUCCUCGACACCCAGCCCAUCCUCAGCCCCUCGGUGCUCGACCACCUCAUCAACAACGACCGCAAGCUGCCGCCCGAGUACGGCCUGCCCCACACCUACGUCGAGAUGCAGUCGCUGCAGAUGGCCGCCUUCCUCUUCACCGUCUGCCACGUGGUGCUGGUGGUGCAGGACUGGUUCACCGACCUCAGCCUCUACAGGUUCCUGCAGACGGCCGAGAUGGUGAAGCCGUCGACACCGUCCCCCAGCCACGAGCCCAGCGGCGCCGCCGGCCCCGACGAGGCCGCCGAGUACUACCCCCACCUGGUGUUCCUGCAGAACAAGGCCCGGGCCGAGGCCUUCUGCCCCCGGCGCCUGCGGCAGAUGCACCUGGUGCUCGACCGGCUCAUGGCGCAUUCGCACCUCAAGUACAAGGGGGCGCUCUCCAUGCUGGACUGCGGGCUCUUCCCGGGGCUCCCCGAGGACUUUGUGGAGACGGAGGUGAAUCUCUUCCUGCUGCCGCUGCUGGAGGCCGAGGGCGAGGACGCCCCCCCCCGCGCUGCGCCCGGGGGGGGGCCGCUCUUCCCGCUGCUCCCCCCGUACCGGGGCCACGGCGCCUUCGGGACCCUCCUGGCCCGGCUGCGCGGGCGGGUGCUGGCGGCCGCCCGGGCCCAGCUCUCCCACACCCUCCUCACCGAGAGGAACUGGUUCCACUACGCCGCCCGCAUCUGGGACGGGGUGAAGAAGUCGUCGGCGCUGGCCGAGUACAGCCGGCUGCUGGCCUGAGCGCCCGGAACGGCCCCAAAACGCCCCAAAACGGCCCCGGAACGGCCCCAACUGCCCCAAACCAGCCCUGGAACAGCCCAAAUCGCCCCAAACUGCCCCAAAAUGGCCCUGGAAUGGCCCAAACAGCCCAAAAACAGACCCAGAACAG